AAACUCUUAUUCGACAUCUGGCUUUUAAUAUUUAUGUGACCCGAAGAAGUAAUGUUAUUAAUAUGAACUUGAUAACAUCAAGUUUUUAAACAUAUCCUUGAGAUUUAGAAGUAUACCUAGUAUUUGUUCUCUUAUUUAUGCUUAAGAUAAAAAAAAAAAAAAAAAGAAUUUCUGAUGAUUCAUCAAAAUUUCCAAAUACGGUGUCAAAUAGUAGAGUUACCCAUGAAACACGCGAGAAAUGUUGUUUUCUUUCAUAAAGGGUCAAAUAAAGUAAAAAACACUUUGGAUUAUAAACAAUAGAAAUAUCUUUAGUUCUUAAGUGGUUAUAAGUAUUACCCUAGAAUUAAUCGUCAUGAUAAUAUAUGAUUUGGUGCCCUUUGAGAAUUAAAUAAAUUUGGGAAAGAUUUAGUUGAUGAAGCUCAUUUGACCCCAGAGUGUGACUAUGUAAACAUGGCCGACGAGAAAAAUUCAUUCGAGUUACAUCAAAGUGUCUUUAAUGGUGACAUACGAAGGGUCUCUGCUCUCAUUCGGACUUAUGACGUUGCCAAGAAGGAUAAACAUGGAAAUACACCACUUCACCUUGCUGUUAUGUUGGGGCAUAAAGAAUGUAUCCAUCUACUCCUAGCACAUGGUGCCCCAGUCAAAGUCAAAAAUGCUAAUGGUUGGAGUCCUCUGGCUGAAGCCAUCAGUUAUGGAGACAGACAAACUAUCACAGUAUUAUUGCGGAAGUUGAAACAGCAGUCUCGAGAACACAUGGAAGUGAGAAGACCUGACCUAGUUCGAGCACUUUCGCAAAUGGGAGAUUUUUACAUGGAGCUGAAAUGGGAUUUUCAGAGUUGGGUUCCGCUUGUGUCCAGGAUGCUACCGUCCGAUAUUUGUAAAAUCCACAAAAAGGGAGCCGCUAUUCGCUUGGACACUACACUUGUGGAUUUUAAUGAUAUGCGAUGGGAGAGAGGAGACAUCAGCUUCUUGUUUUCUGGCAGUUCCAAACCAUCACACUCACUAACUGUACUUGACAACAAACUUAAAGUAUAUCAGAAUAUUCGGCAUGAGGAAACAGAGGCAGAAAUGGAAGACGAGGUGGACAUUCUCAUGAGUUCAGAUAUUGUGGCAGCACAAAUGUCAACAAAACAAAUCACCUUUUCUAGAGCUCAGACAGGUUGGAUAUUCAGAGCAGACAAAAAGGAAAUGGUUGGCAAGUUUAAUGCUGAUUUUUAUUACCUAAAUGGGUUGACGAUAGAAUCACGGAAGAGAAGAGAACAUUUAAGUGAGGAAGAUUUGCAAAAGAACAAAGCAAUCAUGGAGAGCUUCACAAAAGGCAGUGGAACACAUUCAUUUGAUGAGACUGUCAGAAGAGCAUCUCUAGAGCCCCCCACAAAUGAGCCAGUGUCUUGGGAGACGUAUAUCGAAGCAGAAGCAGGGAAACCACCUCCACUAGGACGAAUGCUCAUUUGCAAGGAGUCUUCAAAGUCCUUUAAAGCUACAGUAGCAAUGAGUGAAGAAUUCCCUCUUACAGUUGAGAUGCUCUUGAAUGUCUUGGAAGUUAUUGCUCCUUUCAAGCACUUUGCAAAACUGAGGGAAUUUGUCCAGAUGAAACUCCCCUCAGGUUUCCCAGUCAAAAUUGAUAUCCCAAUCUUGCCAACAGUCUCAGCAAAAAUUACAUUCCAAGAGUUUGCAUUUAGAGACGAUAUUCCAGAUUCCUACUUUGAAGUCCCUACAAAGUAUAGGGAAGAUCCAAAUAGGUUCCCUGAAUUAUGACGGUAUGAGGACCUAAGUCUUGUGAGUAUCUCCAGUGUGCAGGAGCCCCAACAACCGCAUGAAUAUCGUGUCACUGGAUCAAGGAUUGGUGAAUCUUCAUUAACUGGUGCAUGCGUCAGUACUGCCAGAUGUGGAGGGUAUGGAGGUACGGCCCGUCUGCUAACCCUUCUCCCGUGUACCACCCCACCUCUGCUCACUCCGUCACAGUGUACAGCACAGCUGUCGUCACCCUUCCAGCUAGAAUGUGGAAGACAAGGACUUUCCAGGGAGCCCUCCUUUUAUGCCAUAGCCUCAGUACAGUCUGGUUCUAGUCACAAUCAAGCAGACUCUGCUUGUGAUACAUGGGAUCCUGAAACAUCUAGGAAGGACAUGAGUAGACAGAGUUGCAGUUCAAUGCUUCAUGACUUGAAAGGACAAAACUCAAGUUAUGUAGUGUCUGGGCCUUCAAAGCAGAUGAGUAACUUGAAGUAUAAUGAUGAGUGUGAGUGUGAGUCAGAUGCCAGAUUUAAGAAUGGUGAGUUAAUAAUUAAUGCAGCUAAUGCAGCAGGGACAAUGGAGGCAUUGGAAGACAUGGCCAAUCCCCAGAUGUUAAAAGCAGUGCCACAGACAGAAUAUAUAGUGGUGGAUGUACCAUUACAGAUGGGCAUGGGCAGCCCAUACUCAUCAUCUUUUUUCAUCCUUAUUGACCGCUGACACAAGGGGGCAGUCUCAUGGUUACUUGUCCGUCAUUGCAAAUACAGAGUUGUGAGUAUAGUUAAAUUUCCUUUUAGAGUUUAGAUACUUGAUAGUUCCCCUUCCCUCCCCCAAACAGGGUUGCAUUUUCCUUGAUGUACUAUGAAAUCAGAAUGUACCCAUACUGUAAACCCUGACAAGGCUCAAAACGGCUGACCAUGUCUCAGAAGUGUAUGGCACACCUCAUGGGCACCUCUUUUGUUUCAUGGUCAGUUAUUGAAGACUGUUCAAACAUUAUGACAUCUAAGAUAUUUUUGCAGCAGCCUGGUUCAAUUGUUAAUAUGCACUUGAAUUUAAUUAUAGAAAAUGCCACUGUAGAUUAGCUUCCAGUAGUACAGUAGAGUGAAGAUCUCCACAUUAAAAAGUACGAAAUAGUUUUAUGUAGAGAGCUAAUUGCAUUGGAAAAUCAUGAUUUUAGGAAUGGAAUAGUUUUGUCAUCCAUUGUUGUAUUGAUUCUUAAUGUUUAUUUCUUAGAAGAAGAAGAGUUGUUCCAUACCUCAAAACUCUGUGAGCAUUUUCAGGGUUGAUUUUAUAUUCUGCAACUUCAUUAUCUUUGGAAAAUGUGAACAGAAGUUUUGCUGUCUGUUGUUCAUCUCUCUUUUAUGUAAGUGAAAUGAAUUACGGCAUUAUAUAUAUACUGUGAUGAGGAAUUUAAAUAUGUCUUACAUGUAGAACUUGUAUCUAUUUUCUUUGAUGUGCACUGUAAUCAUUUGAUUUGGAGAUUCAUGAAAUAUAUUGGUGUAACUAAUUUUAGGAAUAGUGAACAACUUUUCUUCAAUGAUAGGGGAACCUUGAGUUUUUAGCUCAUUGAAAAUACAAGUACCAGAAUAGGAAUUUUCCAUAGCUAUCUUAUCUAAGUAACAUGACACUGGGUGAAGUGAGUUUUAGAAGUGAAUUAUCUAUAUACUUUUCGAAAGUAACAUUUAUCUUUCUUGAUUUAUUAGAAUUCUUAUUUUCUUGGUAUAAAUUAGGAAAUAUGAUUUCAUAUUGAGUAUUAUUAACUGCCAUAUAAAUGAUACUAUGACCAAUGUUAUACUAUAGGUCUUGAACGCAUUCUCUGUUAUAAUGGGACUUAUAGUAGCAUGUCCCCCACAAAUCAUAGAUGAGAUUGAGCAGCAUUAGUGCUAUUACAGGGGAUAUAUAGAUAACGAAUGUGUAUUGCUGACAGAGACAGUGAAUGGGUUAAAAUCCUUUUUGUUACCUCAUAUUUAUUUGGGAAACCUCUGUAGAGAAGUUCCCACUUUCUUUAGGCUUCUAUGAUUUACAGGCAAUUAUUUAUAGCUAUAUAGACCAAAGUUCUCAAGCACAAUGAUUAGUAAUUUGUAUAAUAUCUUGCAUCCUAUAUGGGGUUAUCAGACAGGCCUAGUAUAUUAGUAACUGGAGACUCUGAUGCUCAUGAAGAACCACAGGUCCUUGAGGGUGCCAUCUCAAGGCAACUAUGCCCUUGUGCUGGCAAAUCUGCACUGACCUGAAAUGUACAAGAAAAAUAGUGAUAGGUGAAAGUUGGCACACUUAACCAUGGCAUCAUUUAUGGCUUUUGCACUAGCUACACAAUCCGAUUAGUCAUUUAGCUCAUUGUUAGUAUUCUUCACUUGUUCUAAUUAUUUUUAAAAAUAUAUGUUUUUGUUUCUUGUGUAAGAAUAUGAUUUUACAAUUUCAACUUCAUUCAAAGAAAAACAUAGUAUAGUAUAGUAUAGAUAACAUUUAUUUGAAAAUGCUGAUCUCGGGUCAAUAUGCAAGAUUGGUAAGAUCCAGAAAGAAUCCAGAAAAACAUAUUGCCAUCCUUUGUUAACAUGAAGAAGAGAGUAAUAUUAUUACAAAAUAGAAUAUUCACAGCCUUCAUCGUCAAGGAUUGUAAACCCUGUGUGAUAACCCCUUAACUACAGAAUUGUCCAAUAUCUUCUGCCUUGAAAUGAAAGUAAAAUCUCUCAGCACAUAGGCAUCUUAAACACACACACAUUACAUCCACAUAGCUUACACUCAUUCAUUGCACACAUACUUCAUGCAUGUACUUAAGACAUGGACACAUACAUAUGUACACACGUAUAUGUGUACAUAUUUACACACAUACAAAUAUAUACACAUGUAUACUCAUACACAUGCAUAUAUGCAUACACAUUAUCCCGAAGCCAACGGGCAUGACAUGUACAUACGUGCCAUGCCCACUGUGAGUUUACUUUAUUAAUUGUCUUAUCACAUAGAUGACUACACUUGUACUAAGUCACAAAUGAGCCAAUUAUGAAUGCUGCUCGUCUUGCCUGUUUACUC
Penaeus monodon (black tiger shrimp) is the source of this 4758-nucleotide messenger RNA. RefSeq names its product ankyrin repeat domain-containing protein 13C-like. The record is from RefSeq and is a predicted model, not a curated record. The coding region runs from base 451 to 1758 and encodes 435 amino acids. The transcript is spliced from 11 exons. Gene Ontology annotation, cellular component: cytoplasm. Gene Ontology annotation, molecular function: protein binding. Lineage: Eukaryota; Metazoa; Arthropoda; Malacostraca; Decapoda; Penaeidae.